Messenger RNA from Thamnophis elegans (Western terrestrial garter snake), 2128 nucleotides. Its product is annotated as transcription cofactor HES-6-like. Bases 1101 to 1748 code for a protein of 215 amino acids. Gene Ontology annotation, cellular component: nucleus. The record is from RefSeq and is a predicted model, not a curated record. Gene Ontology annotation, biological process: regulation of transcription by RNA polymerase II; anterior/posterior pattern specification; regulation of neurogenesis. The transcript has 4 exons. NCBI's taxonomy places the organism in Eukaryota, Metazoa, Chordata, Lepidosauria, Squamata, Natricidae. Gene Ontology annotation, molecular function: protein dimerization activity; DNA-binding transcription factor activity, RNA polymerase II-specific; RNA polymerase II cis-regulatory region sequence-specific DNA binding.
UCCUAAGAAGAAACUGAAUGUCCACAAUGAAACUUAUCUAAAAUAAACAUUCUUAGGACUGAUAAUUGUCAAUUCACUUUAGGGCUACUGAUAUAUGACACUGAUUAUUAAGUCUGCUAUUAAAUUUUGGAAUGUGCAUUCUACUUAUAAAUUAUUGUUACAGAAAAAUUCCAAAUUGUGUUCCCCAACCUUUUCUGUGGCAACAAUAACUUCUCCAUCAUACUUUUAUAAUGAAACAGAAAAUCUGUUUGUAGUCAAUGAGUAGACAAAGCAACUUUGCCCCAAUCCAGUGUCUGACAUCAUGUAGCUUGCUCAACCCUGCUUCUGAUGGGCACAUGGACAUUUGCAGAGAGGCAAAACAUCUCAGCCACUAUUUUCCUGUGGUGGUGAUUUAUUCUGUGGAAAAAUAUUCAGAAGCUGCAAGAUCUUGAGUUGUGCAAUCCCAUGUUUUCAAGAACAUUCCAUUUACUGUAAAUAUGAUAAGUGCGUAAUACUCACUUGUCAUUUGUACACAUUUGUAUUCAAUGCGUGAAAGAAGAAUACAUAAGAGUUCCUGCCUGAAGAUUUUUAGUGCUGCCUCAAGUAUUCCAAAGGGCACAAAAAUAAGGGAGCAAAGAAAGAUCUAUAUACAAAGCUGGUAUAUCUAUUAAUCCUAGCAGCCCAGGUAUUUCUCAGUUGGUUAUGGUUUAGAUUAUUGGUAUUUUUUCCCCUGGGAAUCAGUGCUGAUUGAGAAGGGAGCCAAAUAAUCACUGGCACUUGUUUUCUGCCUCCUUAAACAAAAGAUUUCUACCAAGCAAAGCUUUCAUGAAGCUGGACAUCUGUCGUUCUUUAGGCACUGUGUGUGUGAGAUCUGGCCAUUGAUAAGUAGUGACCUGUCAGCCUUGAUUGAUGGUCACAAGCCUCUGGCCUCAACCCCUUCUGUGGGAAAAGGAGACCAGCUAAGCAAUUCCCUCAUUCACAUGCUAAUAUCCAGCUAUAAAUGCUAGCAGAGUGCAGCUCUCAUGACAGAGAAUGCUCCAGAAGACAACAGGAGAAGCCAGUUGCUAUAGGGCUUUCUCCCUUUUCUCCCCUAAGCCUUCAGGCAGGCGUGCAGGACUACAAUGACAGCUACAACCCUAGCCAGUAGUGGACAGAAACUUUCUAAUACCAAAGAGGAAAGGAAGUUAAGAAAACCUUUGAUUGAAAGGAAGCGAAGAGAGAGGAUUAACAAUUGUUUGGACCAGCUCAAGGAAACAGUCGUUGGAGCCUUUCGGCUUGAUCAGUCAAAACUUGAAAAAGCAGAUAUCUUGGAAAUGACAGUAAAACAUCUCCAGAAUAUACAACACAACAGAAAUAUAGAUUCUAAAAUGGGUCUUGAAGCUCAGCAGAGGUACAGCACUGGAUAUAUUCAGUGCAUGCAUGAAGUCCACAACCUCCUCCUGACUUGUGACUGGAUGGACAAGACUCUUGGAGCACGAUUAUUGAACCACCUAUUGAAAUCCUUGCCCAAAUCCAAUGAGGAGACUUGCAAGGAGAAUCCGAACCCUUCCACUCCAGUCAAUGGCAAUGGAAAUACAACAGGCUCUAGCCAAUCUCAGGAUGAGAUGUAUCCAACUGAAGUCAAACUGGGACAGAAAAAGUCAUUUCAGCCACAACCAUCAUCCCGAUGUAAUCAGCAUGAAUUGCCGCAUCCCAGGGCGAUUUUGCAACCUCAUUUUGCACAUAAUGGUGUUAACGUGGGGUCACUGGAUAUGUGGAGACCGUGGUAAAAAUAUGUUGGGGGAAAAUCCUUUCUAAUUUUAGACCCUCUUUUAUAUGUAUCUUAUAGAUAUGUCUCUUUAAAACACUUUUUGGAGCAUGUCUGCUCCAGUAGGUGUACCAGGGUACUUCAAGCCGGAAGAAAUCUCUAUGUAGCCUGCAUUGUAGAAGGCUGCUAUUAUAUUGUAUUUAUUGAAUACAUCUAAAUUAUUUUACAGAAUCUUCUCUGUGGCUGCUUAGUACACAUGUUGUUGCAUUUCUGUUAAUCAAAUGGAUGCUUAACAUAAAAGAGUGCUACCAGACUAUUCAUAUACAGGUAGUCUUCAAUUCCUUUUCUUAUGUUAUUAAAAUUAACGAAGGAUUAAUAAAAAUAGAAACAAAUAAAAGUCAU